Messenger RNA from Kickxella alabastrina, 1671 nucleotides. RefSeq lists its product as uncharacterized. Lineage: Eukaryota; Fungi; Kickxellomycota; Kickxellomycetes; Kickxellales; Kickxellaceae. The transcript has a single exon. The coding region runs from base 323 to 1489 and encodes 388 amino acids. The record is from RefSeq and is a predicted model, not a curated record.
UUAUUUUUAUUGUGUCGUUUUAGACACAUACAUACACAUAAUUAUAUAUAAUCGACCUGAAAUCCUGUUAGGACUCCUCCAAACUUUUUUGUUUCCGUUUUGUUCCAAUUGCCUAUUCCAUUCCCUUUUUAUAUUUUAUUUGCGAUAUCACAUUUAUUUUUGGCUUUUGCUAUUAACACCUACAACUAUAGAAAAGUGAACAAUACUGUUUUUUUCUACACAUAUACCCACAUCCACAUAUAUUUUUAUGACAAGUGGUUUUACACUACUGUUUGUCAAUUGUUCAAAGUAUUUUUACUCAUAAACUCGUCACAUUACAAUAAUGUUUCCAGUAGAUUCCAUUCCAGGUCGUUAUUCUCAGGUUCCACUUGCACAAUACCUUUCUCUGACAGGCACGAUGAACGAUAACUAUGCAACCCUGCGUCGCAAUGACGCUAUUCUUGGGACACCUAUAAACCGCAUCAGGCUAGAUAACCCGUCUCUCAGCAAAAGCGGCAAUGAAAAGUAUGGUCUCAAUGACAUGUCAAGAAGCCACCCCACUCUGCAACCUCUGGGCCUCGGUGGCUCAACUUUUAUUCAUAUAAACGAGUCCAAAAAACAUCAUCGUCCUAGAACCAGUUCCGGUGCCAGCUCCAACCCCUAUUCACUGCCAGCACUUUCCCACCGCCAAUCGGCGUCAGCGUACCCUCUGCCGGGUCUUGCGCACACUCUGCAGGCACCUGCCUACCCUCUUCCAGCACCUGCCUAUAUGCCAUAUCCAAGCCGCAAAAGCAUGCAGUCCCCGAGCAUGCAAGGCGGGUACUCCUCAGGGAAAAACUCACCCACUGACACCCUAACAAACACAACAGCAGCAGUAUCUUUGUCGGGUUACGAUAAAAGUAUGUCAUCGCAUAAACGGUCGAGAAACGCGUGGCCAGCGGACAAGACGCGUCAAAUAAUGAAUGUUCUUUUGGACGAGUUCCUUGUUGACCCCUCCUUCCGCACAACUAUUUACCGCAGCCGCGAAGAGCGUGACCACCGGUUUACCCCCUCUGGCCGCAGCAUCUUGCAGGAGUACAAUAAGAUACAGAAUCUCCGUCGUCGGUUUUUUAUUCCGCUGAGUUAUCUCUUACAAUGGGACCAGUUGCGCAACAUGCCCUUGUCCUCACUGUCGGGAACGGUGGAUGGUAGGAGCCGGCAAAAGUUGGGCAUUGAGAAGAAAAUGUCCAAGGAGUUGGAGCUCAAACGCCUAAAGCUUAUUUUUGGUAUGCAAGACAGGAAUGCUUCUUUUUCUUCUUCUUCUUCCUUGUCGGGGAUGGGGGAUGAGCAGGAGUCGGAUAAUGAGCAGGAGCAGGAGGCCGAUACGGAUAAUAGAAAGCCGGUUUUCGAGCUGGAUAUCUUUGUUACAGAGCUGAAGCUGAGAGACCCACUUCUGUGGGCACGCGGAUAUGCGGCAUUCCAGCUGUGGACAUCACGCAAGUCCUCUAUUAAUUUUAUCCUCAACCAUUGAGUUGAACAUUUUUUAAUCAGUGUUUUCUCCACCACAUCCAUCCACACACCUCUCCAAUCUAUUUUAUGUACAUUUUAUUUUAUUUUAUGUUUAUUCAUUACAGUUUCUAGUUCUUUAUUUUUUAAGAUUAUUAUAUAUAUUAUUUAAUAUAACAUGCCAUGGCACGUUAUGGCACUUUAAAU